Molecule: messenger RNA, 849 nt
Organism: Lathyrus oleraceus (garden pea)
Lineage: Eukaryota; Viridiplantae; Streptophyta; Magnoliopsida; Fabales; Fabaceae
Product: pentatricopeptide repeat-containing protein At1g71060, mitochondrial-like
Exons: 1
Coding region: 76-849 (257 amino acids)
Molecular function (GO): protein binding
Source: RefSeq, a predicted model, not a curated record
AAGUCUUAUACUAUUCUGUUAGAAGGUUGGAGUCAGCAACAGAAUUUGUUGAAGGUUAAUGAGGUUUGUAGAGAGAUGAAGGAUGAGGGUUUUGAGCCUGAUGUUGUUACCUAUGGUAUAAUCAUUAAUGCUUAUUGUAAGGCUAAAAAGUAUGAUGAGGCUAUUGGUUUUUAUCAUGAGAUGCAAUUGAAGAAUGUGAGUCCUAGUCCUCAUAUAUAUUGUACUUUGAUUAUUGGUCUUGGUAAUGGUAAUAGAUUAGAUGAAGCUCUUGAGUUCUUUGAAAAAUCUAAGGCUAGUGGAUUUCCACCGGAGGUACCGACUUAUAAUGCUGUUGUUGGGGCUUACUGCUGGGCAAUGCGGAUCGAUGAUGCAUACAGGACUGUUGGUGAGAUGAAAGAGCUUGGGAUCGGUCCGAAUUCUCGAACGUAUGACAUAAUACUUGUUCAUUUGAUAAAGGGUGGAAGAACAAAAGAAGCUUACUCGGUUUUCAAAAGAAUGAGUAGUGAAAUGGGGUGUGAGCCGAGUGGAAACACGUAUGCGAUCAUGGUGAGGAUGUUUUUUAAUGAAAACCAAUUGGAUAUGGCAAUGAUAGUUUGGGAUGAGAUGAAAGAUAAGGGAAUUCUUCAUGGAAUUCACAUGUUCUCGACGUUGGUCAUUUCAUUGUGUCGUGAAAAUAAGUUGGAUGAAGCAUGUAAGUACUUUCAACAAAUGUUGGAUGUUGGGAUUCGGCCUACUGCGAAUAUGUUCAGUGCCUUCAAGAGUGCUCUAAUGUUCACGGAAAUGGAGAAUACUAUGAAACAUUUUGCUCUGAAAGUUGAUAAACUGAGAAAUACUCAAUUAAUUGCUUAA